UUCACACCUAAAUGUUUUUUUUUUGUAAAAAUUAAAUAAUAUGUCCGAACUAUCAGAUACUGAAGAGAAAAAUGACAUUCGAAUUAAAGUUAGUGGCGAUCAUCUAACAUUUAAAGAAAGACUUAAACAACAUUGGCAACUUCUAACAAAAAUUUUGGAACUGGUUAUAUGUAUUAUUUGUUUGGGAUUUAUAAUGGAACCAGCUAAAAAAGGAGAUAUGGCAAAAAUUCAUUUAGAUCAUUUUUGUGUGAUAUUCACUACAUUUAUCGGAUAUUUAGUAAUUUCAGCAGUUUUUCUUUUUGCUAGAAUAAUAGGAGAUAAAAUACCAUACAAAACGGUUUUUAUAUUUUCCGUUACAGCUUCAUGUCUUUUCUUUAUAUCCGGAAUUUUACUAGCAAUAGAUAGGAAAAGAAGGUAUUUUUACGAUGACACUUUCUACGAACCCAGGAUGUACAUCCUAAAUUUUAUAGUUGUAUCAACGUUUUUUUCGUUUUUGGCUUGUGUAGUUUUUGUAGUCGAGUCGGUGUAUAUUUGGAAAUUAGGAGAAGAGUUUUGAUUUGAUGUUCUUAUUGCACAUAUUUUUUAUUUAUGUUUAUAAGGUAAAAAGUACCCUAUGAUCGAAAAAAAACGGCGUCCAGUUGGCUUGGAAAUGACGAUCGAUGACAUUUCCCAUAU
Sitophilus oryzae (rice weevil) is the source of this 675-nucleotide messenger RNA. RefSeq lists its product as uncharacterized. The transcript is spliced from 3 exons. Bases 41 to 556 code for a protein of 171 amino acids. Gene Ontology annotation, biological process: septate junction assembly. The record is from RefSeq and is a predicted model, not a curated record. NCBI's taxonomy places the organism in Eukaryota, Metazoa, Arthropoda, Insecta, Coleoptera, Curculionidae. Gene Ontology annotation, cellular component: membrane.